AUGCAGAAAAUCAGUGCCCCGUUUGCUGGCUCUCCAGCCUUUACUCGAUACUUGACAGAGGGCCAGGCUGGUCGUCUACGACUUCCAGUGUACGAGAUUAACACCGAAGGGGAGGUUGAAGUUAUGACCGGAGAAGUGUUCUGUCGAGUUCCUGGCUGUACGAAGCGCACAAUCGUCAUAUCGCCUACCAGUGCCGUUCGGAAACAUUUAAUCUUGGCUCACGGUCUUAAGUGCCAGGCUGGGCCUCCUGGAAAGCCCAGCCAAGAGACGAAGGAUGUGCUCAUGGAGUGGUGUGCAGAAAUUGAAUCGGUGGAUGAAAAUCAUGGACGCGAGGAAUGUCAGGAGCAGAAGGAAUAG
Messenger RNA from Penicillium odoratum, 357 nucleotides. RefSeq lists its product as uncharacterized. Lineage: Eukaryota; Fungi; Ascomycota; Eurotiomycetes; Eurotiales; Aspergillaceae. The transcript is spliced from 3 exons. The coding region runs from base 1 to 357 and encodes 118 amino acids. The record is from RefSeq and is a predicted model, not a curated record.